This is a messenger RNA of Paecilomyces variotii, 1407 nucleotides long. Its product is annotated as ribose-phosphate pyrophosphokinase 3. The transcript is spliced from 6 exons. Gene Ontology annotation, molecular function: magnesium ion binding; ribose phosphate diphosphokinase activity. Bases 242 to 1210 code for a protein of 322 amino acids. The record is from RefSeq and is a predicted model, not a curated record. Gene Ontology annotation, cellular component: cytoplasm; ribose phosphate diphosphokinase complex. Gene Ontology annotation, biological process: ribonucleoside monophosphate biosynthetic process; 5-phosphoribose 1-diphosphate biosynthetic process; purine nucleotide biosynthetic process. NCBI's taxonomy places the organism in Eukaryota, Fungi, Ascomycota, Eurotiomycetes, Eurotiales, Thermoascaceae.
CCGUAUUAAGACAAUGAGAUCACGUGCUACACCGCAGUGUAUAAAAAUGAAGGACACAUUUUUUUUUCCAGUUAAGGUUCUCUAUCCCGAACGCCACAUUGGAGCUAUGGUACUUUCGUCCGCGCUAGCCGUGCAACCGUUCAUCCAUUGGCACAACCCCGCGUUGAAGCUUUGCGUCACUAAGUAGAUACUGAUAAGAAGCAUCUUUUUUCUUAUCCUCACUCCAAAAUAGCUGACACUCAUGGGCGACAUGGCGAAUGAGAUCAAGCUCCUGACGGGCAAUAGCCAUCCGGCUCUUGCCCACCUCGUGGCUGACCGGCUCGGGAUCGAGAUCGCAAAGACCCUGUGUCUGAACUACUCGAACAAUGAGACAAGCGUCACUAUCGGAGAGUCUGUCAGAGACGAGGAUGUCUACAUCAUCCAGUCCACGGCUCCGGGUGACAUCAACGAUGCUCUGAUGGAACUGCUCAUAAUGGUGCACGCCUGUCGAACCGCUUCAGCUAGGCGCAUCACUGCUGUGAUCCCUAAUUUUCCAUAUGCUCGCCAGGAUAAGAAGGAUCGGUCUCGUGCCCCGAUCUCCGCCAGAUUGAUUGCGAAUAUGAUACAGACCGCCGGCGCGAAUCAUGUCAUCACAAUGGAUCUACACGCAUCUCAGAUUCAAGGGUUCUUCAACAUUCCUGUCGACAAUCUCUUCGCAGAACCCGAUGUUGUCAGAUGGAUACGCGAAAACCUUCCAGUGAACAAAUGUGUGAUUGUCAGCCCGGAUGCAGGUGGUGCUAAGAGGGCUACUUCCAUCGCGAAUCGUCUAGAUCGCCCCUUCGCCCUGAUUCACAAGGAGAGACCCCGUCCCAACGAGGUGGGACGCAUGGUACUCGUUGGAGACGUGGAAGACAAAGUUGCAAUCCUCGUAGAUGAUAUGGCGGAUACGUGCGGCACAUUGGCCAAAGCUGCAGCGGCCGUGAAGGGCAAGGGCGCUACAGAGGUAAUGGCUAUUGUCACCCACGGUAUCUUGUCUGGCAACGCGAUUGAAACACUCAACCACAGCUGUCUGAGCCAAAUUGUUGUCACGAACACGGUUCCACUUGGUGACAAAGAAGAAAGGUGUCCCAAGCUCCGCGUUGUCGAUGUCAGCGCAACAAUUGCCGAGGCCAUCCGGAGAACGCACAAUGGCGAGAGCGUUUCUUUCCUGUUCAACCACACGCCUAUAUGACUUGAUGCCGAAAAUGACUUGGAUGGACACGCAAUGUUAUGUGUUUAUGUUUGCUAAAACUUAAUCCUAAUGCCAGAUCAAUGUAUCAUACUAGUGUAGAUCGAAGGCCUCAGCCACAGGGGGUGUUCCUAGGAAUGUAAGGGCAUCUAAGAUACACUAGCCCGCGAUUUAGAUCGAGCUAUGUGAUAUAAAGCGCC